UCUCGGUUGUCUGAACAUGGACUAUGUCCUGGAAACUGAAAGGCCUCCCAAACCAGCUGAUGGCUCGACUGACAAAGAGGCCAAAGAGUAUUAUGAAUCCUGGGAGAAAAACAAUCGCCUUACUCUCCUGCUGAUCAAAACAAGGAUUGCUAGGAGCAUUCGGGGAGCAAUCCCUAAAUGCGAAACUGCUAAAGAAUACCUGGAAGCUGUGGACAAACAGUUCAAACCGACAGACAAGCAGAUGGGGGGCACCAUUAUGUCGGAAUUAUGUGCCAUGAGGCUUACAGGUAUAGGCGGUACUAGGCAGCAUAUAAUGAAGAUGAGAGAUUUAUCCUCUCAGUUGAAAUCCUUCGAUAUGGAGCCUACUGAGCAAUUCCUGGUGCAGUUAAUCCUGAACUCCCUUCCUCCUCAGUUUGAUGCCUUUAAAGUAUCUUACAACACACAUAGGGAGAAAUGGUCAGUUGAUGAAUUGCUGUCCAUGUGUGUGCAAGAAGAAACUAGGCUGUUGAUGAGUGGAAAGGGUGCACCUAAGGAAGCUCAUCUGGGAGAAAGCUCCAAUAGGGGUGGUAGUAAGAAGGGAAAUAAGGAUGACAAGAAGAAAAGAAAGAGAAGAAUUCCCCCUGCCACCGCCUUAAAUAAGAAGGAUGCCAAAUGCUUCUUCUGCAAGAAGAAGGGGCACAUGAAGAAUGAGUGCUCCAAGAGGAAGGCAUGGCUUGAACGUAAAGGGCUUCUUAACAAGCAGGCCACCACAUCCGAGUGAGGAAUGGGUUCUAUCAGGCAGCAGGAACCCAGACCGUGUGGAGUUGGUUGGGACUUAUCGCAUUUUUUUGAAUAAUACUCAUGUAGACCUUUUUGAGACUUUUUAUAUUCCGACAUACAUGAGGAACUUAAUUUCCAUUUCAAAAUU
Molecule: messenger RNA, 907 nt
Organism: Neltuma alba
Lineage: Eukaryota; Viridiplantae; Streptophyta; Magnoliopsida; Fabales; Fabaceae
Exons: 2
Coding region: 17-760 (247 amino acids)
Molecular function (GO): nucleic acid binding; zinc ion binding
Source: RefSeq, a predicted model, not a curated record